AUGCGGUCCCUGUUCGUGGUGGUGUGGAUCGCCGUUGCGGCCAUCCUCGCGUACAAGAUGGAGAAGGAGUACAGCGCCCCCGUGUCGAUACCGCGCUGUGGGUCGCUGCAGGGCGUCGACGAAGUCUUCGAAGAUCGGAGGCUGCACGUGUACUACGGCGUUCCAUUCAUGCGGCCCGCGCUGCUCCACAACCGGUUCCGGAGGCUCCCGGUCCUGACACGGCCCUGGACAUUCCUGCUGAACGCCAAGAACCAGCGCAGCUCUUGCCCGCAGCCGUCCCUGAUAGUAGGCAAGAUGACCGUGGACAACACGAACACCACCGAGGACUGCCUUUACCUCAACAUAUAUCUGCCGGCGCGAAAGCUGUCAGAGAGGAGCAUUGCCAGGUAUCCCAUCAUCGUGUUCAUCUACGGAGGCGGCUACUACUCCGGCGGCAACUCGUUCCCUUUCUACAGCGGAAAGUACCUGGCCGCAUACGGGAACGCCAUGGUCGUGGUGCCCAACUACCGUCUGGGAGUGUUCGGCUUCCUGCGGUCGUCCAUUAUCGGCUUGAAGGGAAAUCAGGGCCUGCAUGACGUGCACCAGGCAUUGAUGUGGGUAAAAAAAAAUGCUGCGGCCUUCGGCGGCGACGUCCACAGCGUCACGGUCAUGGGUCACCAGGUCGGAGCAGCCAUGAUCGGUCUGCUCAACUCCUUUAGCGGAGCCUCUGAGCUCUUCGAUCGCGUAGUCAUGAUGAGCGGGUCGCCUUACAUGCGCCACUGGAAGGAAGACGGCAAAGCCAAGUCACGCGAGCAAGAGCAGCUGAUGGAAAAGCUCGGAUGUCGGGGGGAUCCGAAAACGUUAUCCGAUUGCCUGCGCAGCGUGGCGGCCGAAUCUGUGCUUGACUUCGCCGCAAAGCUGAGAAACUGGAAGAUAAUGUUCAUGCCGAACGAAUACGAGGACAUCCGCGAUGACGCUAGCGUCGACCUGAAAAGCACCGCCGUUUCCAAGGACCUCAUCAUAGGCACGACGGCUAACGAGGGCUCAUACUAUGCCAGCCUGUUUCUCGAUAUGUUCUUCAAGGGCGACUCCUCGAAACUCACCCGAGUCGAGGCUAUCAAGUAUCUCCAGAACGUCACCGCGGGUCUGGGUUUCCAUGGAUACAUUGACUUGGUCAACUACUACGACCAGAAGUACAAGGACCACAGCGGGUAUAUCUUCUUCGCGAACGCCAUCGGCGACAUAGUGGUCAACUGCCCCAUGAAGCAGUUCGCCCUUGAUAUGACCAGCGUGAACACCAAGGUGUUCAUGUACGUCUUCAAGCACAAGCCCUCGUACUCGAUUAGCCGUCUCGAAGGGGCGGCUCAUCUCGACGACAUCUUUAUUUCACUGGGCCAUGCUCUCGACGCGCCGGUUCUGAACGCGACAGAGGCUGAGAAAGAGCUUAGCAGAGAAAUGCUACGGAUGUGGGCCCGCUUCGCUGCGAGCGGGGAUCCCGUCUCGCUGCGCAAUGUGACGUGGCCACAGUUCACGAAGGGUGAAGGAGUCUAUCUCAACAUCGGCCCCGAACCGACCCUAGCCAGCAGAUACCUGGAGGACGACUGUGACAAGGUGGCCCGGGCUCUCUUCAACUAAAGAAACACCAACGGACGUCUGCAGGUCCCCGGCUUCGGUGUUCAUUUCCUGUGCCUUAUCAUCUGCGUUUGCAUAUUAUAGCGAGAAUAUACUGCGUCAUUACCGAUUACUGACGUUCUGACAUUGAGGUAUUUUACGGAGGUUGGCGUAUUGACGUACUGACAAUACUGAACAAUAAAUUGUCACUAAGUCAGUAUUUCAACGACCUGUUUAACAGCCAGAAUCCUCUACACGCGGCACGUGUUUGCUACACAAUGUCCUCAAAUAUUUUGAUUCAAGAUUUAUAAUGGCACAAGAGCCAGCAGUUGCGCGUACCGCUCACCGCUUUCCUACAGUGUUUAAGCUUAUGCUGACGGUAAUAACCACGUUGCGAUUCUUUCUCCUGUCAUAUUAUUUGAUAUUGACAGAACGCGCACAUUUGUUUCUAUGACCGUGCAUAUUGUGUAACCGGCGUGCUUUUUUGUUACCGCUU
This is a messenger RNA of Dermacentor andersoni, 2086 nucleotides long. RefSeq names its product acetylcholinesterase-like. Gene Ontology annotation, biological process: choline metabolic process; acetylcholine catabolic process. Gene Ontology annotation, molecular function: acetylcholinesterase activity. The record is from RefSeq and is a predicted model, not a curated record. NCBI's taxonomy places the organism in Eukaryota, Metazoa, Arthropoda, Arachnida, Ixodida, Ixodidae. Gene Ontology annotation, cellular component: plasma membrane.